UGACUUUCCUUUAGAUAUCAUAUAUCCCCCCAACGUUCUUCUUUCAUAAAUAAAUACUGUACAUCAAAACCCCCAAAUCGAAUCAAAUCGAAAUCAAUCAACAUAAUAAUAAUAAUAAUAAUAUCUUCUAGGGUUUCAUCCUAAAAUCAAAAAAAUCUCCCGAUAUUAUGUAUAGCAAUUUCAAAGAACAAGCAAUCGAGUACGUAAAACAAGCCGUACAACAAGACAAUGCCGGAAAUUACGCCAAAGCUUUCCCUUUAUACAUGAACGCCCUUGAGUAUUUCAAAACCCACUUAAAAUACGAAAAAAACCCUAAAAUCCGUGAAGCUAUUACUCAGAAAUUCACCGAGUAUCUACGCCGUGCUGAGGAAAUCAGGGCGGUCAUCGAUGACGGCGGUGCUGGUCCUGCGGCUAACGGCGGCGACGCUGCUGCUGCGGUUGCUACCAAGCCCAAGACUAAGCCGAAAGACGGCGAAGGAGACGGGGAAGAUCCAGAGCAGUCAAAACUUAGGGCUGGAUUGAAUUCGGCUAUUGUGAGGGAGAAACCUAAUGUUAAAUGGAAUGAUGUUGCUGGUCUUGAAAGUGCUAAACAGGCCUUACAGGAGGCCGUUAUUUUGCCCGUUAAGUUUCCGCAGUUUUUUACCGGUAAAAGGCGGCCAUGGAGGGCCUUUCUUUUGUAUGGUCCCCCUGGGACAGGAAAAUCAUACCUAGCAAAGGCUGUUGCAACUGAAGCAGACUCUACAUUUUACAGUGUCUCUUCAUCAGAUUUAGUUUCAAAGUGGAUGGGGGAAAGCGAAAAGUUGGUUUCAAAUCUUUUCCAAAUGGCUCGUGAAAGUGCACCUUCGAUCAUCUUCAUUGAUGAGAUUGACUCUCUAAGUGGCCAACGUGGAGAAGGCAAUGAGAGUGAAGCCUCAAGACGUAUAAAAACUGAAAUUCUUGUUCAAAUGCAGGGUGUAGGAACAAAUGACGAUAAAGUUCUUGUACUCGCAGCCACAAAUACACCAUACUCUCUGGAUCAGGCUAUCCGAAGGCGAUUUGAUAAGCGUAUAUAUAUUCCACUACCAGAUUUGAAGGCUCGCCAACAUAUGUUUAAAGUGCAUUUAGGAGAUACUCCUAAUAAUUUGAAUGAAGGCGAUUUUGAAAGUUUGGCACGUAAAACUGAAGGAUUUUCUGGUUCAGAUAUUGCUGUUUGUGUUAAGGAUGUUUUAUUUGAACCGGUGCGUAAAACUCAAGAUGCCAUGUUCUUCAUUAAGACUCAAGAGGGGUUGUGGGUACCCUGUGGACCUAAACAGCCUGGUGCGGUUCAGAUCACAAUGCAGGAGCUUGCAGCUCAAGGCCUGGGCGAAAAGAUUUGCCCACCACCAAUUACACGAACAGAUUUUGACAAGGUUUUGGCGAGGCAGAGGCCGACAGUUAGUAAAAGCGACCUUGAGGUCCAUGAGAGGUUCACAAAAGAGUUUGGAGAAGAAGGUUAAGAAGCAGAGAUAUAGGCUGGUUCAUGUCAAGAACUCAAAUGUACCUUAUCUCUGUUUGGUGUUGGACUAAUAUGUGUGAAAACUUUUUCGAGGCAGAAGUUGACAAGGGCAUCGAGGUGAUUUACCUUCUAAUAUUUCUCAUCUUAAUCAUGUAAAAAGAUAUAUUUUUCUUCUAAAUUGCAGAAGACCUUCAUGGCUUGAACAUAAACAUUAGGAUGCUGUCUUUUGCUACCAGAACCGGAUAUUGUGAAAUGUAUCGCUUCUAAUUUUUUUGCUUUUUUUCUUA
Erigeron canadensis is the source of this 1761-nucleotide messenger RNA. Its product is annotated as protein SUPPRESSOR OF K(+) TRANSPORT GROWTH DEFECT 1. Gene Ontology annotation, molecular function: ATP hydrolysis activity; ATP binding. The record is from RefSeq and is a predicted model, not a curated record. The coding region runs from base 168 to 1475 and encodes 435 amino acids. Gene Ontology annotation, biological process: endosomal transport; vacuole organization. NCBI's taxonomy places the organism in Eukaryota, Viridiplantae, Streptophyta, Magnoliopsida, Asterales, Asteraceae. The transcript is spliced from 8 exons.